ACAGAGGCGCUGUCAGACAGCAGCAGAAGCCGAGACUCACCGCCACCUCCUCCACCUCCUUCACCUCCUCAGUCUGGUGAGACUCAUCCUUCAUAUCCUCACUCUGUUGGUUCCAACAGCAGCUGCUUCUAUAUCUUCUUCUUCUUACUUACUCGCCAGCGGAGGGAUAUUCCUUUGUUUUCAUGAAGCGUGGAGUCUCCAUGAAGACCAACUUGUGUUUUGGAUGAGCCUGUGAGAAGAAGAAUCUUCAACAGCAAAUCUCCGUUUAGAUUUUUAUUAAUAACUAUCAGGUCCAAUUUUAAAUUAGCAUUUAAGUUAUAAAAAAAGGACUUUAAUUUUAGACUUUUUUUAAUUACUGAAGAGAUUUGCUAGUUUAGGCCCAGUGUGAAUGGGGAUUUGAGGGUUCUUUCCCUAGCCCCUCCUCCCUCCAAAGGGAGGUCUUCUUACAGAGCUGUGCCCGACAGAGCUGCUAAGGACCUUACAACUUUCCCAAGAACACUACAAACUGACUGGUGGUGACUAGGGUCCCACCUGUUACUCCUUUGUUUCUCCUCGGAGACAGCAAUGGCCAUGCUGUGCCUAAAGAAAUACUUCACAGAGGGCCUCAUCCAGGUGGCCAUCCUGCUGAGUCUCUGUGGAGUGAGGGUCGACGUGGGACUGGAGACCUACCUGCCUCCUUCCUUGCAAGAGAUGAUCCUGGGUCCGACCUCGGCACUGACCCAGACACAGUUCCACAAUCUCCGCAACCACUUGGAGGAUGGCCACGGCUUGCACCCCAAGAAUGUAGACCUGGAUGGAUUUUUCACAACUAGAAGGCUACUGGGCUGGGUCCGCUCUCUGGACAGACUACAGAUUCCUAAUGCUGAGCUGGAGACAUGGCUGGUCCAUAGGGAGCCAGAUCCUCUAACCAUUGAUUGUCCAGAUCAGUCCUCCCUGCUGGAGAGAGCUCCUGCCCGGGUGGAGAGAGACUUGAUUGGUCUGACUGUGGAGCCUAGACCUGGACUUGGUACCUUGCAGGAAGAAGUGGAGGCUGAAGAAAAAGAGGAAGAAAUACAAAAUGAGCUUCAUUACAGUGAUGAUCUGGAUGAGAGUGGAGAGGAAGAGGAGGAUGAAGAGGACAACAUGGCAAGGAUGCAUAGCCAUUACAUGAGAACAGAGGGUUCUGACAGCCGUGCUAACAGAGAGUUGACUCACAAUGAAGCGGAACAGAGUUCCUUUCCCCUUCAGGAGUGUUUGAGGCUCUUGGAGGCAACCUUUCCCUUCACAGAGGAACAAGAGUUAAGUAAUGAUGGCGGUAGAGGGGGAGACCUGGGACGUCACCACUCAGGCAGGGAGCCCCUGCUGUCCCCCAUCAUCCCCACUGAUAAUCCCACUUUGGACCUGGAGCUUGACUGGCAGGACCUGUUUGCUAUUAUGGAACCUGAGAACACAGAUGUUGACACGAUGACAUCAUUGGACGUCUUAGAGUCGAGACCCCCUGUUGAGUCAGAAACUUUUAACCUAAACUGUAACAACCUUGACAACGGCAUAACCGCUCAUCAGGAUGCCCAUCUAGUAGAAACUCCCCUGCAGCUUGGUUUCUUGUGGCCUGCCAGCCAGCCCCGGCUCGAGCCAGCCCUUCUCUCCCUCACUCCCAGUGCGGAGUUGGAUGAUCACACAUCAGCCUUCAAUACAUGGGAUGUUUCCAAAAACUCAAACGUGAAUACCAUACACAGGCCUCCAGAUCACAUGGAUCUCUUGGCUGACGAACCUUCAGAAGAUUUCUCAAUGGGACAAAAUCCAGAUGAUAACUCGAGUACCUUCAACAUUAACCUGUUAGCUCAAGAUCCAGUGGAUAACUUGGAAGAAAGUCAGAGUGUAGAAUAUGCUCUCUAUCCUGGGGACCUCGCUAGCUUUAACGUUAACUUAAAUUCACGUGACUUUACAGCUCCCAGUCCUUCCCUGUCCCCAGACACUAAUGAUAUGACUCAGAACCUUCCGAUAUCUCCCUCAAGUGCCUUUCUAGUUGAUGAGGAAGAUGUUGGUGAUGAAGAUCUCCCUGGCCAAAUGAGUGACCUCCUAGAGGAUGCUGCCAUCUUGGAUGAGAUGAGAUUGUUGGACCUGGCUCUGGAGGAAGGAUUCAGUCCAGAGAUGGCAGCACGGCUGGAGGAGGAGGGCUACCUUGACACUAACAGGGAUGGUGAUCACUCUUCCAUGGCAGUCACAGAGGAUCAGAGUGAACCAGGACAACAUCAGCAAGAUGGUGAUGAGGAGGACACUGACUCUGGUCUUUCCCUGGACUUCAGCUACAGCCCUGCUUCUCCAUGUGCUUCUGAUGCCUCGUAUUAUUCAUCUUCCUCCUCGUCUGCAUCAAACUCCUCAUCAUCCUCUAUUUCAGAUGUAGAAAGUCCCUUCUAUGAAGACAAGGAAGAAGAUGCUGAGGAAGGAUUAGUUGUUUCAGAUAUGGAAGUGGAGCUGACCAUAAAGCAGGAGGAGCUGGAUGAGGAGGAGAUGGGGGCAGCAGGAGGAGGGUAUCCUGAAGACAUUAAGAAACUCCUCCCUGUUAACUAUGGUGAUCACAAGCUGUUAAAUGACUUUACUUGGCUUGAGCAGAUUGACCAUGAUCACACAUACAACCAGCCCUUGCCCGCCGCCUCCUCUCCAUCACACAAGAUACCCACCAAACACACUAAAUCCUCUCCACAACAUCCCAACCCCAGGCAUUACCACUACUCCUCUUCCAGACACAUCUCUGAGACCAAAAUGCGAAGCCGAGAUGAACGACGUGCCCGAGGCUUGAAGAUCCCUUUCUCCAGCGAGCUGAUUAUUAAUUUGCCAGUGGAAGAGUUUAAUGACUUGCUGACCAAUUAUAAACUCAAUGAGGAGCAGCUAAGCCUUAUCAGGGACAUACGGCGCCGUGGUAAGAACAAGAUAGCAGCCCAGAACUGCAGGAAGAGGAAACUGAAUGUGCUGCAGGGACUGGAGGACAAUGUUUCAGGUUUGAGGCGCCGCCGUACGCGACUGGUCCGAGAGAAACAGGACGCCCUGAGGAAUUUGCAAGAAAUGAAACGCAGACUGGGCACUUUGUAUCAGGAAGUCUUUUCAAGGCUGAGGGAUGGAGAAGGAAGGCCACUGGAUUCUGCAGAGUACUCUCUUAAUUUUGCUCCAAAUGGUAGUGUCAUGGUGGCUUCACACCAACAAGAAGGAUGGGGGCCACUGACGGGAGAAAAAACAGGCAAGAAACAGAGGAACAAGAAGAAGUGAGGAGGGAAUAUACUCACUGGAGUUCUGGACAUUUGAAAAAAAAGGGAGAUUUGAGAUUCCUUUGAGGAAUGAUGUGUAGGGAUACAGGGAUCCUUUGUGGGUGUUAAAUGAAGAUGUUGAAAGAGAACAUUAAAUCCUCAAACACCCAAAGAGAUAAGUGGCUGGCUAGAGAGGGAAUCAAGACGCAGGAAAGCGUUAUUUUUAUUGUCCUGAUGAUGUUGUUGAUAAGUCAAGCUUUACUCGAAGAUGAGUUGCUCUCCAUUCGUCACUACAAACAUUUUUCUACACUGGAAAAAGACUUCCAACUCUUGACAGGCGUGGGAUUCAACUGGAAUAAAUUUGGGAUGUCUGUACUCAUUGGACUCCAAAUAAAAGACAAUUGAUGAUCUGGGACCAUCAUGAAAAACAAACAGCUCUAUGCCUAUGCAAAACCUUGCUCUCCUCACAUCAGCUGCCCGUGAGAAGGGACAAUCCAGCAGGCUGACAGCAGGCUGGACCCUGGCUGUCGACUAAUUCAGCCAAGUGCAGACAAUGACAGAGCCACCAAAGAUAGAUUGCUGGCAUCACUUCAAUGAUGCAGAAGGACAGCUGAUUGACGUGGCAGCACUUAUAAUUCACACCUAAAAUACCAAUGUUAGAAGGUAUGAUGAACUAACUGAGAAGAAAGUGGGAUAUGUCAGUAUUCAUCACGUGAUUCAGCUGUGAACAAAGCAAGUGAUGGAAGGCAGACAAUGAAGAAUUUAGUGGACAGGGAGCGUGGAUCCCCACACCUGGCCACUCACAGCCGAUAUAGGCUGUUGGACACUCCCUCCAAUUUACUGUUAUGUUGAAGAGGUACAAUGUAAAGUCUAAAAAACCCGGUGUACAAAUAUUUAAGGCUUUUAGGGUUUUGGAAUCGCAGAUAGAGCUUUUUGGUUAUACACUGUUUAACUGAAUGAAGAAUGAUUCAUUUUCUGAAGAAGUUGUGUCGGCAUUGAUUUUCAUUUCCUGUCAACUGAAAGCAUGAUAGCAGUGGGUUUUAACUGUGCCUUUUUAAAUAUGUGGAUUUGGGUUUUUACAAAUUUACCACAUAUCAGUCUCUGUGAAACUGUAGCACUCCUGGUGCCUGUUCCAAAGAAGAUGGCAGGAAUCUGUUUUCCAAAUGUAGCAGAAGGGGGGGGGGGGGCAUUAAUGAAACCUACUGUCAUAGCAGGUCUAUAAAAUAUGGGAUAAAUACACCAGGAGUUUUGAAGCCAUUAAUGUUCCUGUAUGGGGGUUGGGGAUAUGGAAGGUGUAAGAUUUAUCACAAGUAUAGAUUUAAAGAAAUUACAAAUGAUAGAUUUAUAACAUCAGGUCUUCAAGGAUAGUGGGGGGGUUUUGAAGUUAGCGUGUCACCCUCUGGUGGUUGUAGAAAUAGCUGAGCAAGACCGAACUCAUUAGAGAGCAAUUAUUAGUACACAGAAUUGGCAGAAGUUUGACCUGUUGGUGCUAAUAAACUUUGACAUGAACGUACAGGGGAAGUAUUUUAUUCAAAGAUAGUUUUUUCCCCCUUUACAGUACACAGUCAAAACACAUUUUCAGUUGGUGAUACAUUAAUUAUUAAGACAAAAAAAAACUUGAUGCUUCACUUGGCGGAUACCUCGUUAAUAAAUCAUAUUCAGUCUUCAUAUAAACCUGUGCCCGUUGAAGAGCAGAGGCAAGUAAAUGGAAUGAAUUUGCUUACACCAAAAUAUAAAGAUAUUUUGACGGUGAGAACUUUGAAACCUGCAUGCAUGCCUCACAUCUUCAGAUGGAACAAGAUAUAUUCAUUGUUGUGGUUGUUAAGCAUUUUUAUUUGUGUUUGCCCACUGUGCCUGGUUGUAUUCAAGGACAUGCACCUCAACUUUUGUAAUAUUAAAACCUUAUUUCCUUC
This is a messenger RNA of Limanda limanda (common dab), 5134 nucleotides long. RefSeq names its product nfe2 like bZIP transcription factor 1a (gene nfe2l1a). Gene Ontology annotation, biological process: regulation of transcription by RNA polymerase II. The record is from RefSeq and is a predicted model, not a curated record. Gene Ontology annotation, cellular component: nucleus. The transcript is spliced from 9 exons. Gene Ontology annotation, molecular function: DNA-binding transcription factor activity, RNA polymerase II-specific; RNA polymerase II cis-regulatory region sequence-specific DNA binding. NCBI's taxonomy places the organism in Eukaryota, Metazoa, Chordata, Actinopteri, Pleuronectiformes, Pleuronectidae. The coding region runs from base 565 to 3243 and encodes 892 amino acids.